This is a messenger RNA of Dermacentor silvarum, 5109 nucleotides long. RefSeq names its product Bloom syndrome protein homolog (gene Blm). Gene Ontology annotation, cellular component: chromosome; nucleus; cytoplasm. Gene Ontology annotation, biological process: double-strand break repair via homologous recombination; DNA replication. Lineage: Eukaryota; Metazoa; Arthropoda; Arachnida; Ixodida; Ixodidae. Gene Ontology annotation, molecular function: four-way junction helicase activity; nucleic acid binding; 3'-5' DNA helicase activity. The transcript is spliced from 7 exons. The record is from RefSeq and is a predicted model, not a curated record. Bases 105 to 3923 code for a protein of 1272 amino acids.
UCUAACAUGUCAGCUGCGAAGUAACUUGUCGACGCGUCGUUAGAAAAGGAGUUUCGUUUGCGGUGCGACUUGAAAUACAUAAUGCACGCGAUUGUCUCGCGGAAAUGUCUACGAGUUUGCCGGAGAAUAACCUAGAAGAGUGCAAGCGCCGAUUUCAAGAACUCAGCGCCAAGUCGGUCGCCAGUGGAAAGUCGACGACCGCCGCUGCGAAAAGCGCCGGAUUCAGCUUUUACGACCUUCGAAAGUUGGUCGAACUCGUCGCCGAGUACGUGACACCUUACGAGAAUCCGUCGUCGCGUAACGUCAAGGCGAGUCCGUGCAAGCGACCGGCUUCUAGUGCGAGCUACAAUGACGUUCGACACGACGAGGACUGCGGAAGCCGCGGCGGUGAUGCGGCAGCACCGGAGUUCAAGCCCCCGCGAUGCGCUGCCCUGGGCAGCAGCGUCGUCGCCCGAAAGACUACGGGACAGUCACCUCGUAAGCAACGACCGAACGGCGCUUACAAGUCUCCCAGGAAGGUUUCCGACGUGUUCCAGUCGGAGGUGCAGCAGGUUUCGGAGACUCAGUUCCCACCGAGCAGUCCCGAGUUCAACUGGUCCGACGCUGACGAACCCGAGUUCAUCCACAUUCCGUCCCAGUCUACACCCCCGAAAGACCGGCCGACGGAAAACGGCGUUCGGAACGGCGACUGGGACGUCGACGACGACGUCUUUGUUGCCCCAGCGUCUUCGACGCUUGCCCUAAAGAGAACAUCCCCGAGGAAAGCGCAACUAUCAACUACUGCGACUUGCCUGCUCUCGCCCAGCGGCAAGCUCGAAGCCUCCGAACUUCGGGAGAUCGAACGAAGCGCGUUGUUGUCCAAACCGAACUUUCAGGCCGGCUCUAGUGACGCGCGAUCGGCGGCCUCGCUCCUGCAAGAGUACGACUACAAACUGUCGUCCCACAUUUGCUCGGUCCUCGGGGAACACAGGCAGCUUUCGAAUGACGUGCUGUCGCUGCUCGAUCUGCGCCAGAGGGUGUUCCGUCAGUUCCGGAAGGCAUCUUGCAGCGGUACGUCGCCGGUAAAGUCCAAAGCCAGCGCUGCGGCGACUUCGUUUAGCAGAGGUUCUUUGGACAGUCGCUUGGAAAAGCCUCCGGCUAGCGACAGAUCGUUCCAGACUCUUUCCGCGAGCUUGGGAAACGUCAGUGACCUGUCGUCGAAGCCCGGAAAUUCCUCCAGCGCGUUUUCCGACAGCCCUUCUUACGAAAUGUCACUCUCUCACAGACUGAAAAGACUCGGCAAUGAAACCUUCAACAAACCGUCGUCUUUUUCCACGAGUCCGAAACUUCAGAACGCGCGAUCGGCAGAUUCGACGCUCAAGAAUGCUUCGCAUUCGCCCUACUUUGACUCAAAGCCCUCGACGAGCAAGGCAGGUGCGGUCUCGGACACGGAGUUAAUCCAAGACUUCGAUACCGAAGAUAUGGACAUGGACAUCGGGUUCGUUGAAGCCCAAACGCAGGCGCAAAAGGACUCCGGCAACAACACUGGCACGACGGGGAAAUUUGUUGGCCAGUAUCGCAAUGACGGUACAUUGGCAAAAUUCAAGGGCUUUGGGUUUCCUCACUCUGCUGAGCUGAGAGCAAAGUUUGCAUCCGUGUUUGGCUUGAAGCUGUUUCGCCUGAACCAGCUGGAAGCCAUCAAUGCGGCGCUGUUGGGAGAGGAUUGCUUCAUACUAAUGCCAACAGGAGGGGGAAAGAGCCUCUGCUACCAGCUUCCUGCGGUCAUGAGCGAUGGCGUGACCAUCGUCAUAUCCCCGCUAAAGUCUCUCAUUCAAGAUCAGGUACAAAAACUGACAUCGCUCGACGUGCCGGCGAAUCACCUGUCUGGCGAAAGCGACAACGCCAGCGUGUACGCUGACCUGAGGUCGCUGCAGCCCCAGCUGCGGCUGCUCUAUGUCACGCCCGAGAAGGUCAGCGCCAGCAAUCGCUUACUCGAAGCUCUGCAACGACUGCACUCGAACAAGCACUUAACGAGGUUCGUCAUUGACGAGGCCCACUGUGUCAGCCAGUGGGGACACGAUUUCCGCCCCGACUACAAGCGGCUGAGUGUGUUACGUGAGAAGUUCCCCGGUGUUCCAAUGAUGGCGCUGACCGCGACGGCGACGCCACGUGUCCGCAUGGACAUUCUUCACCAGCUCGGAAUGCGGGACCCCAAGUGGUUCCUGCAGAGUUUCAACCGUCCGAAUCUCUGCUACGAGGUCUGUUCGAAGACGGGCAAGUCGGUCGUCAACGACAUCGUCGAGGUCAUCAAGAAGAAGUUCAAGCGCCAGAGCGGCAUUGUCUACUGUUUCUCGCGAAAGGAGUGUGAUCAGCUCGCGAGCGAUCUCUGCAAGGAAGGGAUUGCGUCCGUGCCGUACCAUGCCGGGCUCGCCGACAACAGGCGAAAUGAUGUCCAGCGUCAAUGGAUCGAUGACAAGGUUCAGGUCGUGUGCGCCACCAUUGCCUUCGGCAUGGGGGUCGACAAACCAGACGUCCGGUUCGUCAUCCACCACACGCUGCCCAAGUCCAUCGAGGGCUACUACCAGGAGUCCGGCCGUGCCGGGCGGGAUGGCCAGCGUGCCUCCUGCCUCCUCUUCUACAACUACCACGACAUGCACCGCAUCCGCUCCAUGAUCGACAAGGAUGCCAAUGCCAAUGCGUCGGCCAAGCAGACGCACAUUGCCAACCUGUGGCACAUGGUCAACUUCUGCGAGAACCGCACCGACUGCCGGAGGGCGCAGGUUCUGCAUUACUUCGGGGAGAAUUUCGACCGACAGUUCUGCCGACAGAACCGCCGUUUCGCCUGUGACAACUGCCUGGCGGAGACCCGCUGGGUCACGACAGAUGUCACUGAGGACGCGCGAGAAGUGGCUCGAUGUGUGCAAACCUUGAAUGAGAGGCGUGUCAAUGUCACAGUGAAUCAGCUCGUGGACAUCUUCAAGGGCGCGGCUAACAAGAAGACGAAAGACCAGAAGCUGGAUGCUCUUCCGCUCCAUGGCCGGGGAAAGAGCUACCAACGUAAUGAUGCCAACCGGUUGGUCCGCCGACUGGUCCUCGAUGGCUACCUCAAGGAGGUCAUCACCAUGAACUAUCUUGAGAUGGCCAUGUCCUACCUGCGGCCCGGCGCCAAGCUGCCCCAGCUUCUGUCCGGCACGGCACGCGUGAUGCUCUCCAUCGAGAAGAAGUCGCGGCCUUCCGAGUCGGCUGCGCGUGCCGAGGAAGCUGCAGCCGAGCCGAGCCGCCUCCAUCCGGAGAUUGUGAAGCUCACCGAGGCAUGCCAUCUGGAGCUGGUGUCCAUCGUCAAGGCGCUGGCGCUGGCCAAGAACACGCACUACAGCAACGUGAUCCACAUUGACGCACUGCACGGCAUCGCUGAGAACCUACCGACGACUGCGGAAGCCAUGUUGCAGGUUCCGCACAUGACCAAGGCUCUGGUCGACAAGUACGGAGCCCAGCUGCUCGAAGUCACGGAACGCUACGCAGCCGAAAAGAUGGUCAUCGAGGCGGAGAUGGCCGACGCCGCGAACGAAGCCCAAAGCGAUUUCCUGAAUCCGCAGCCGCCAUCGGACUUUGCCACAACCAGUGGCUCGCCCAGCAAGUCACGAAAGCGCAAGACGUGGUCUGGAGCCGGCGGCAGUUCGCCGGGAAAGCGUCCUCGCACUUUCUACAAAAGGAAGGCGGGUUUUGGUGCCAAGUCGCAAAACAAGUUUGGCCGGCAGGGAAAGCGAAAGACGGCCGGAAAGGGCGCCGGGAAGUCGACUGCCAAGGCGGGAGGAAGGUCGGCUGGGAGUUCGUCUUUUCAAGGCUCGCUGAGCGGAUUUGGAGCGCUUUCCAUGCCAAAGCCAAUGUCGGCCACUACGAAAAGCCGUUCGUUUCUUGCUAAGCCGCGUGUCGUAGAAAUAUAAGUCUUAGGUCAGUGGCAUUUGAAGCUGCCACUGAAAUGUUACAAGGCAAACCAGAAGUACUUCAACAUUGUAAAUACGGUAUUGUUCUAUGUACAUAGCCACGAUUUCUGCUCUGUGUUUUUAAAGUGUUUGUUUUUGUACGAGGACAAUUAAGUGUGGUAUAGUUAUGGCGUGUUUAAGGACAGAGUUAAGUAAACAGCUCUUACAGCAAGAGUAAUUCUUGGUUGAGGCCAAAGUAGUAUGUUAUGUGGACAAAAGACUUGAGUGACUAUAUUAUCAAGAGUUGCCUAGUUUUCUUAGCAGUGGGGAAUUAGCCCCACAUUGCUCCAAAGCUGCCACUGCUUCUUCAUCUUUAACAAUAACCACUUGCAACAUACCGCCAGUGUUUUUAGAAGUUUUUUAACCACAGCUUUCUAACCACAGAUUUUAAUUAUGUACGUUGUUGUAUUGCGUCUAACUGCAGCAUUAAGAGGCAACAACAUGCACAAGAUAUUCAAGUGAUGUGAUGGGCAGACUGCCACAUUGGGGUGUGGGUCAACCACAUGGACGCAACAUCAAAUAAAAACAAUAGUAGCGAAAAUGUUUCAUUGUUGCCUGAUUAAGAAACAUUGAAAGGCUGGUAAAUGAAAUUGUACAUGUGCCACAACGACCAAUGUUUCAACAGGGUGUACUAGAUCUAGCUUUAAUAUAUUGUCAUCGCCAGUAAAAAAAAUGUUCAACAUUGCUAACGUUGCAUGCUGCAGUGACAAGUGUCACUUUCCGACAGGUCACUUCUGUGAAGGCCAAACUUGUUGCUUGUGGGAAGUUUGCUACCGAGCUAGUUACUGGCUGCUACACCCAUAGAGUUACCUACAAAAAUUACCAGAGGGCGCUGUAGUGCUGCAAUUGUUAAGCAACCAUGAGGAUGAUGGAUUUGUCUAAUCUUCGUGCUUGUGGCAUCAAACGUUCUUGUUGCAUCAUUUUUCAGAAUUCAGAAGUAAUACCAUUUUCUAAACAUCAGUGGACCAAACCUUCACAUGUAUCAGUAUUCAUAGCAAUUAUUGUACAUAUGUAACGCAAUAGCUGAAAGUGAUUAAUUUGCAAUACACAGAAUCAUUUGGAGCCAAAAGGACAAAGUUUAGCCAAGUCUAUGCUAGCCAAAAUGCCAUGCUUGCAGCCUCUGUGGAUGCUAGCAUCAGAGUACUAU